CUGCGCGAACCAUCGAGCGAACGGAGGUACCUGCUGGUGCGAGGACGGUACAGGGAGCAGCGCACGGUUCAGCCCCCUCCCCAGCCAAAUGUAGUCAUUUUAAAGAAAAGAAUAAUAAUACGUGGAGUAAAUAUAUACUUUUUCAAAGGAUUUGGAGUAAAAGAAUACAGUGUAUCCGCUCGGCCGUUGGAGAACUAGGUCCACAACUUAUUGUGUUGCUUUUUGAUAAUAUGCUUGAUUGUGUCGUGAAGCAGAUCGUAACCCCCUUCACGGAGAAGAUGAAAUUUUUGCACCACUGGAUAUUACCGCGACUUGCCAACUGGGAGUAAAAACGAGUGCUGAAGCAUUCCGAAAGAAGCCCUCUCCGUGUUCCGGUCAUUUCUGCUCGUAUGCGAAUUGCUGAUUAUUCCGCUCCCCCCUCCCCUGUUGUGCAUCAUAGGAACUGAACUCUUGUUCCAUGCAGUUUACUUUUAUGUGCUCCCGCAGCAAAGCAUGUUUUUCAUUACAACGUCACAGCCAGCAUUAAAAAAUACCUCGGCACCGUAGCGACGUUUCUGCAGUUUUCUGAAUCAGAUCCGCUCAUCACGAACGUGCAGAAUGUGAUGUCCCCCCGUGUCGCGCUAUUCCAGGUCACAGGACGAGUUUAGAGAGAAUGAGGAGUCCCAGGGUGAAGCAUGAUCCGCUGGCGUGCUGCUUUUAGACUGGUCUAUCUGAUGCUUCCAUGGGAGUGUGUGACGCUGAGCCUGCACUGCUGGGUUAUCGCCGUCGUCGCAGCGGGUGCCAGUGAUGCCGCUGGAUCUCUCGGAUGGCUCCUUUCCGAUAAAGGGCCUUUUCAUCACGCGCAGGAGUUCUCGGAGUAUGUGGAGCGCUACCAGCAAGGCUUCACCACCAAGUACAAGAUUUACAGAGAGUUCGGUCGCUGGAAGGUCAACAGCCUGACGCUGGAGAGGCAGGACAACAAUGGCCUGGCACUCCCGCUGGACCCGGACUUUGUGCAGAACAUCAGGAUGCUGGGUCGCAGACCCGACCUCCGAAAGAUCACCGAGAGCAUCAUCAGGAAAUACGGCACCCACUUUCUGCUCUCAGCCACCCUGGGAGGGGAGGAAUCUUUGACAAUAUUUGUGGAUAAGAGGAAGCUGAGCAAGAGGGCGGAGCUGGGGGAGUCGAACAGCACAACGGUAACCCUGGAAACCCUCCACCAAUUGGCCGCUUCCUACUUCAUCGACAGGGAGAGUACGCUGAGGAAAUUACACCACAUUCAGAUUGCAUCCACUGCCAUCAAGGUGACCGAAACCAGAACGGGUCCUCUCGGAUGUAGUAACUAUGACAACCUCGAUUCUGUCAGUUCUGUUCUAGUUCAGAGUCCGGAGAACAAGAUCCAGUUACAAGGCCUGCAGGUGAUUCUGCCGGAUUACCUGAGGAGCCGCUUCGUCCAGGCGGCCCUGAGUUACAUCGGCUGCAACUCGGAGGGCGAGUUCGUGUGCCGGGGCAGCGAUUGCUGGUGCCAGUGCCAUGCUGAGUUCCCGCAGUGCAACUGUCCCGAGGUGGACCUGCACGCCAUGGAGAACAACCUGCUGCACAUUAAGGAGGCCUGGAUGCUGGCUAACAAGGACUUUGAGGAAUCAGACGAGUUCCAGUUUUUCGUGAGCAGGCUGCCAACGUCCUACGCCUUGAACACGUCUGCCAUUCAGUACUUCUGGAAGACGGACGCCACCAUUCAGCAGCGCUACAGACAGCUGGAGACUAGCGCCGGGCUGCUCCUGAGCAAAGCCCGCAGGAUUGUUAACAAGAUCUUCACCCUGAGCAAGAGGUGCCGCACACAGCCGAAAAUAAUAGUGCAGAAAGAAAGGUCUCUCAACUACUGGCUCAAUUUUAUCCUGUCCAUCAUGUACUGCAGUGAAAAUAAUCACAUUGGGAUCUAUACAGAAGAGACACGGAAUUGCCUUUGUCCCUAUGAGCACCUGACUUGUCAAGGAGUCAUUCCCUGCACGGUUGGGGAUGGCCCCAGUUGUGCCUCCUGUGCUUCGGAGAAUCGAACAAGGUGUGCGAGUUGCAACCCAGGCUACAUGCUGAGCCAGGGGACCUGUCGGCACGCUGUGCCAGACUCCACGGAUCACUACAUCGGCUUUGAGACGGACCUGCAGGACCUGGAGAUGAGGUACCUCCUUCAAAAGCGCGACAGCCGCCUUGUGGUGCACGCCAUCUUCAUCAGCAACGACAUGCGGCUGAACCACUGGUUCGACCCGUCCUGGAGAAAGCGGAUGCUGCUCACACUCAAAAGCAACAAGUAUAAAUCAAAUCAUGUCCACAUGCUCCUUGGAAUUUCCCUUCAGAUUUGCCUUACUAAAAACAGCACCUUAGAACCGCUGCUCUCUGUUUAUAUUAACCCGUUUGGCGGCAGCCAUUCAGAGAGCUGGAUCAUGCCCAUCAAUCAGAACAGUUACCCAGACUGGGAAAGGACUAAGCUAGACAUACCUCUAGAUUGCUACAACUGGACGUUGACUUUAGGCAACAAAUGGAAAAGCUUUUUUGAGACGGUUCACUUCUACCUACGGAGCCGCAUAAAAACUACAUCGGCUCAAGGAAAUGUGACCAGCUAUUACGAACCACUGGAGGCCAUGGAGUCAUCUCAGAACUUGGGUUACAUGAAAAUAAACAGUAUGCAGUUGUUCGGCUACAGUAUGCACUUUGACCAGGAGGCGAUUCAGGAUCUGAUUCUGCAGCUAGACUAUCCGUACACUCAGGGAUCCCAGGACUCUGCUUUGCUUCAGCUCGUAGAGAUACGAGACCGCGUCAACCGACUGUCCCCGCCCGGGCCACAGCGACUGGACUUGUUCUCUUGCUUGCUUCGACACCGGCUCAAACUAUCAGCCUCAGAAGUGGCCCGGAUAUUAGCUGCUUUGCAGUCAUUUAGCGCCAAACAACCAUACUCGAUGGAAUACGACGCAACCAAGCUAUGUAGCUAAUAAGGGUGUGUGGAAAAGCAUAGCAAACAUCGGUUAAGACACUGUACAGCAUACAGGCCUCAUUACACCUGCAUUGUUGAGUAAGGAAUUGGAAUAUUUUCAUGGUGGAGGGCUUGCUUCAACUUUCUAGGCUAACGUUAGUCUUGAGACAGCAGAAGUACAAUAAGGACUCACUGCCUUUACAUUUGAUACAUGUUACAGCAAUUUGGGAUGUUUUGGAAACAGUGACAACCAUAAUAAUAAUGACGUGGUUUUGCCUGGAAAUCCAUAUCAAAAUGAUAUAAUUUCCAUGCUCAAUGACUUGUGAAAUCCGUGUAAGAAAUGCAACAAUUGGCCCAGGAGUUUUUUUAUGCCUUUGUUAUAAUUUAAAUCCUAACUCCGCAUGAUCCUUCUAUGUUUCUUACUUGAUAAUACAAUAUACUGAAUCUGCAACCUCUCUGUUGUGAUCAGGGCCUCAAAUGACCUUUUAUUUAAUUGUAUUUAGUAUUCACUAAUAUCCGUAUCUAUAGUUCCUGUUUCCUGUUGUUGUUUGUUAUGAAUAUUUUUAUAAGUAUUUGUAAACAAAUCAACAAAGUAUUCAAGAAACGAACACCCAUUCAGCAAACGUUCCUGCAAUAUUUGCUGUGGCUGUUUUUCUUUUAUACGGUUUGAUGUUUGUGAUGGAUUAAAAAGGAGGUCAAAAUGAACUACAUAUUCAAUUUGUUAAUAUUCAAAUAAAAGUCGUUUUAAGUGCAGUCUGUAAAUUAAAGAACUACGUUUUUGUAAA
This is a messenger RNA of Paramormyrops kingsleyae, 3732 nucleotides long. Its product is annotated as BMP/retinoic acid-inducible neural-specific protein 3-like. Lineage: Eukaryota; Metazoa; Chordata; Actinopteri; Osteoglossiformes; Mormyridae. The record is from RefSeq and is a predicted model, not a curated record. Gene Ontology annotation, biological process: nervous system development; positive regulation of neuron differentiation; cellular response to retinoic acid. Gene Ontology annotation, cellular component: cytoplasm; dendrite; neuronal cell body.